AUGGAAGAAUUUGGUAAAAAGUUUAGAGCAAAGUACUUUACCAAUUUAAAUGAAGAUGUGUGUCCAGUGAAUCAUGGUUCGUAUGGUUUGACACCUACCCCAAUCCACGAAAAGUACUUGGAAAUAAUUACCAACCAUGCAAACUACCCCGACAAGUACAUGAAGCAAGAACAGAGGGACAAAUAUAUUCAGAGUUUACAAGCAUUGUCCCAGAUAUUGAAUUGUGAUUACCAUAACUUGGCCAUUGUUGAUAAUGCAACCACUGGUAUCAAUACAGUAUUGAGAAGUUAUCCUUUUAAAAAAGGUGAUUCAAUUGUAAUACAGAGUACAGUAUAUGGAGCUUGUGGAAACACUGUCAAGUUUUUGAAGGAUCAAUUUGAUAUCGAUUUCCACGUUGUUGAAAUCAACUACCCCAUCACUGAUAAGGAGAUUUUAUCCAUGUUUGAGAAAGUGUUUAAAGAAAAAAGUCCAAAGUUGUGCAUGUUUGAUACAAUUUCAUCUAUGCCUGGGGUUAUCUUUCCUCACGUGGAAAUGACUAAAUUGUGUCACGAGUACAACGUUUUAUCAUUGAUUGAUGGUGCACAUGGAAUUGGAUGUAUCCCACAGGACUUGUCUGAUCUCAAGCCAGACUUUUAUGUGAGCAACUUGCACAAAUGGUAUUUUGUUCCCUUUGGUUGUGCUGUGUUGUACGUUGAUCCAAAACACCACAAGUAUAUUCAUACAAUGCCAAUAAGUCACUCAUAUUUGCCCUCUACUGUCGACUUGUCUGAGGAAGACGAAAGAAAUCGUUUGGUUGAUAGAUUCUUCUUCACUGGUACAAAGAAUUUUGCUUCCGUUGAAGUCAUUCCAUACGCGAUGGAGUUUAGACAACAAGUUUGUGGUGGGGAAAAAGCGAUAUAUGAUUAUUGUCACGAAUUAGCUGUGCAAGCUGGUGAAUUGGUGAGCAAGAAAUGGGGAACUCCGGUAUUGGAUCAAAAAGAUGCCACCCAAAUCAGUACUAUGAUUACCGUUCCAGUGCCUAUUGAUGUUCCCGAAUUUAUUGAGGAUUGGACAAAGUAUGUUGAUUUGGUUUAUGCCAAAUGUUUUGCUAAGAAAGCAUACACGCCGUGCAUUGCCCAUAAUGGUAAACUAUUGGCUAGGUUUUCUUGUCAAAUCUACAAUGAAUUGGAUGAUUAUGAUUAUGCCAGUGAUGUGUUGAUUGAGGCCUUAAAUGAAGUUGCCAAAGAGGAGAAGUUGAAGAAGCAGAGAAGUUCAUAG
This is a messenger RNA of Lodderomyces parapsilosis, 1257 nucleotides long. RefSeq lists its product as uncharacterized. The transcript has a single exon. The record is from RefSeq and is a predicted model, not a curated record. The coding region runs from base 1 to 1257 and encodes 418 amino acids. NCBI's taxonomy places the organism in Eukaryota, Fungi, Ascomycota, Pichiomycetes, Serinales, Debaryomycetaceae.